Molecule: messenger RNA, 518 nt
Organism: Melanotaenia boesemani (Boeseman's rainbowfish)
Lineage: Eukaryota; Metazoa; Chordata; Actinopteri; Atheriniformes; Melanotaeniidae
Gene: rps20
Product: ribosomal protein S20
Exons: 4
Coding region: 125-484 (119 amino acids)
Biological process (GO): translation
Cellular component (GO): cytosolic small ribosomal subunit; ribosome
Molecular function (GO): structural constituent of ribosome; RNA binding
Source: RefSeq, a predicted model, not a curated record
UUUUCCGGAAGUGGACCUCCCUUCUUCCUUUUCCCGAAGAUCUCAACACGCUGGUAGCGUGUUCUCCUGGCUCACCGCUGUUCGCCUGAAUUUCUUCCGAAUAAGUCGGUCAGGAAUCAUUAAAAUGGCCUUUAAGGACACCGGAAAGGCACCUGUUGAGACCGAGGUCGCCAUCCACCGCAUCCGGAUCACCCUCACCAGCCGCAAUGUCAAGUCUCUGGAGAAAGUUUGUGCAGAUCUGAUCCGUGGGGCGAAGGAGAAGAACCUGAAGGUGAAGGGCCCGGUCCGGAUGCCCACCAAGACUCUGCGCAUCACCACCAGGAAGACUCCCUGUGGCGAAGGCUCUAAAACCUGGGAUCGUUUCCAGAUGAGGAUCCAUAAACGCCUGAUUGAUCUGCACAGCCCAUCUGAGAUCGUCAAGCAGAUCACGUCCAUCAGCAUCGAGCCGGGCGUGGAGGUGGAGGUCACCAUCGCUGAUGCAUAAACAGCAGUUUCUAAUAAAGAGAAAAAGAAACCUG